This is a messenger RNA of Brachypodium distachyon (stiff brome), 1298 nucleotides long. RefSeq lists its product as uncharacterized. The transcript has a single exon. Bases 265 to 972 code for a protein of 235 amino acids. NCBI's taxonomy places the organism in Eukaryota, Viridiplantae, Streptophyta, Magnoliopsida, Poales, Poaceae. The record is from RefSeq and is a predicted model, not a curated record.
GCCCCGGCCACCGCUUCCCAUUCGUUCCAUCCACCACCUAGCCAAGCAAAGGCCAAAGCAGCCAAGAAGCCAUAAGCAAAAGGUGUCGCUUCCUUCCAUACUUAGUGGGCGACCCCAAAGCAAAGCACCGCAAAGCAAAGGCAAAGCGAUCGCGACUCCGUACCCAGCAGCUAGCUCCCCGAUCUCCGUGACGCGACGCCUGCAGCCAGGGAGAGAUCGAUCUUGUUCUGCAUUGUUCUAGUCUGAUCUUGCGGUGACGAUACGAUGGCGAGCGACAAGAGAAUCCAGCCGGCAGCAGGCGGCAUAGGAGGAGGAGGGGCAGCGGCGGGGAUGGAGCCGCCGGAAGGGGGCCUCGGGAAGCGGCUGCUGCACGUGCUGCGCACCGUGUACCACAUGCUGCGCCGGGGCCUCUGCCGCAAGCGCCUCAUGAUGGACCUCCACCUGCUGCUGGGCCGCGGCAAGAUCGCCGGCCGCGCGCUCCGCGGCCUCCUCCACGCCCACAGCCACCACCACGGCGCCAUGGCUUCGGCUUCGGCAUCCCCGUCCGCGCUCGCCUUCUACGCGCACAACCCGCGGGACGUGGAGUUCAGCUGCAACACGACGCCCAUCUACGGCCACGCGCCCUUCAAGCUCGGCGGCCGCGGCCGGAACGGGAACGGCAACUACGGCGGGCUGGACGCGGCCACCGUGGCCGCGGCGUUCGAGAUGAUGAACAACGCGCACGUCGUGGCCUCGGGCAGCGGGACCAGUGAGACGCCGGUGGCGUCGCCGAUGCUGGCGCUGAGCCUUGGGCGGAGGCCGGCGGGGGCGCGGCAGCUGCGGGUGACGGACUCGCCGUUCCCCGUGGAGCCCGAGGGCGUGGACGAGCGCGUGGACGCCGAGGCCGACAGCUUCAUCAGGAGGUUCUACGAGCAGCUCCGCCUGCAGCAGUCCAACGCCACGCCCGACAACUGCGCCCGCCGCCGUGGCUAAGCUUCAUAUAGCUUGCAUCUCCGGCUCCGGCCGGCAUGCGCGCUCGCAUAUUGUGAGUGCAUGCCAAGUAAGGUAUAAAUACGUGGCAUCGGCCGCUUGUUUCGCUGUCAUGCAUGUGGGUCUCGAGUUUUUGGACCUGCAUGUAUGCUGCCUGUAAUUUUCCUCGUUUGUGAUAAUCUCUCGAUAGAGAGCGAGGAGACGAGAGACCAUAAAAAAGGGGGGCGCGGCUUGAUGAAGCCCUCCCCCCUCCCCCAACUUGUAUCUGAAUUGAAUCUGAUGAUUGAUAUCAUGCAUGCAUAUGAGAUGAAAGUGAUGGAUUUUGCACA